GUCCGGCUCGGCUGUAUCGUAGUAGCGAUUGUCCCCGGUAGAGCGUGUAAAGAGUGCGCGAUUGUGAGAUCUUUCGUUAUUGCCCCAGUGCAAUCCAUUUUGUUUCUAUUACGUAAUGAUCGAAUUGCAGCUUCUUUUUUGACUCGAAUAAUUUCAUUAAUCUCUACCAUGCCAAUGAACUCAUUCUCUUGUGCUUUCUUUGUUAUUUCAAACAAUGCUCCAUGCUUUUUAUGACUUUCGCUAAGCGAAAGUGACACAUUCUUAAUCACUGCUUGCUCUUGAUUCAAAUCCGCACUAGAGAUGUAAUCGCAGAGCAGUAACAGUAUAACUAGCAAUGGCAGCAUCACUAAUAUUAGGUAUCAGGUGACUCGGUGAAAAUGGCACAGACUUCAUUUCACAAUAAUAAGUGAACUAGAUGGACUUUAAUCAUAUUCAAGCAAUAUUCUUCAUUAAAUAAAUGAACGUAGAAUUGUUAAAAAAAAUCGCACAAAAGCAGGGGUGAACUAAUGUAAAGGCGAGAAGAGAAAAAAUUAGAAACAGACAAUGAUUUAAUGAAUUGUAUGCACUUAUUGGAUAUUCUGAUUAUGCUAUUGUGCAGUUAAUUAGAAAUAUAGGAUCAACUCCCGCAACACGAAAAUAGAAGAACACCGGUCGUCCUUCUUGCAAAAUGCUGCACAGCGUUCAUGCGGUAGAAAUAGAAAAGCACCACGACAUGCGAUUCAAAUUUCACUGGCUGUUUCCGCAAGAGAUUUUCAAACUUGGCUUCGCUCCAAAUACCGAAUCUCCUAAGAAUGACUUCGAUGCGGAAUUUGUGAAAUCAGAAAUCUUCAUAUUCUAAAAUAUUGCCCACAAAUAGUAGGAAUAUUACAAUAUCGCCAUGUGAUGAAUCAGCCACAACUAACUAUUACUCUUGAAUUAGAUGGAAAAUGGAAAAUCAACCAGUCCAAACCUUUCUUUUAAGGUCCGCCAGUUAGGAAGAUCAGUAUGAGAGGUACGGCCGUUGGCAUUGUCGGAGCAUCGAGGGCCAAUCGUGGCUUUCUGGUUAGGACUUUAGCCUUCGUCUUCCUCGCGACGUUCCUAUGGCUGCAGUUGCACGUUAUUAACUUGACCGUUCGCGAUUGGUCAAAUCAACCAGUCGUCAAUGAGAGUCUUUACGCCCUUGUACCUCAAGAAUUACAUAGCUCAAGGCAUUUUAAUUCCCAAUCUUCCUUAUACUUGAGAUUUUUGAAAGAACGCCGUAACAAUACGUACACUCAAAGCUUCAUAAACGGUACACUAGUGGCAUCUGGCAGUGUUGGCAGUAGUGGUAGCGAUGAUAUAGGUGAGCGCGAAAUCGCUGAGAUCCGACGUCAAGUUGAGCGUGUCAACGCGGAACAACGUGUCUUCAAUAUUGAAGCUUUUGGGCCUCUUGCCUCUGAUGUCCCAGUCAUUGUCGUCCAGGUGCACGAUCGGCUUACCUACCUACGUCAUCUCAUUAUCUCGCUGGCUCAGGCUAAGGGAAUCGAACAGACACUGCUCAUCUUUAGUCACGAUGUCUGGAAUCCAGAUAUCAAUUAUCUCAUACAAAAUGUGGACUUCUGCAGGGUAAUGCAGAUUUAUUAUCCGUACAGCAUUCAAAUGUACCCAAAGAUUUUCCCUGGUGAAAGUCCCAAUGAUUGUCCAAGAAAUAUGCGUAAAGAACAAGCCAUGAACUUGGGCUGUACUAAUGCUCAGUACCCUGAUUUGUAUGGACACUACCGAGAAGCUAAAUUCACGCAAACUAAGCAUCACUGGUGGUGGAAAGCGAAUCGAGUAUUCGAUCAGCUUACUAUUAUGCGCAACCAUACCGGUGUAGUUCUGUUCUUAGAGGAGGAUCAUUACGUCGCCGAAGACUUCCUUCACGUACUAAGACUCAUGGAGCAUACCUGCAGGCACAGCUGUGAACGUUGCAAUGUUUUGUCGCUUGGAACCUACCUCAAAACUUACAAUUACUACGCAGACUUCAGCAAGAAGAAGGAGCUGCUCCGGGGUUUGAAAAGGCAAGAGUCGGCGAGCGGCGGUAGCCCGAUCAGGCAAGGCCAAGAGGGUGACUCGACCCCCUUAUCGAAUCGGGGCCAACAGCUCGCGUCUGCGCCUUCAUGGGCCUAUCAACUCCUGCCCGGCCUCUAUCAGCAUUAUCAAAAGGCAGAAGUGAUACCGUGGAUCUCGAGCAAGCAUAACAUGGGAAUGGCCUUGAAUCGGGCGACGUGGGAGAAACUCCGAAGGUGUGCAGCGCAAUUCUGCUUAUAUGAUGACUACAACUGGGACUGGAGUCUACAGCAUGUCGCUCAAACCUGUCUUCCUCCGAGUCGUGGAGCCGGCGUUGCUCCACGGGUUGAUUCUGGCUUAAUCACUAUGAUGAUGCGUGCACCGCGUGUUUUUCAUAUCGGCGAAUGUGGUGUUCAUCACAAGAAAGAAAAUUGUGAAUCGACGACAGUUAUAGCGAAGAUUCAAAAAGUCCUUAGGUCAGCCCAAAACAAUCUUUAUCCUUCGCAAUUAACUCUCACCGUGGCCAGCAUUUCAAAAAGGACGAAACUGCGAAAAGGCAAUGGCGGCUGGGGUGAUGUGCGUGAUCACGAACUUUGCCUCAACAUGACGGCCUUACCAGAGCUUCAGCUACUCUCUUAAUGCCUAGUCAAUGUGUUAUCUAUAACAAUAUAGAAACGCUUCUUUCGUAUGCAUAUUGUGAAUAGAUAAAUAAAAUAAUUUUCAAGCAACAUAAACAAUAAGAACGAGGGCUCAUGUGCAUUUUUAAUCAGCAAGUGAAUCGUACAGUAAGGUAAUUUAGCUCUUGAGCGACAAGUUAUUUGAACUUUGCACACCACUUGAGACUUGUUAUAUAACAUAAAUUUUUAAGUUAUUAAUUAA
Ceratosolen solmsi marchali is the source of this 2886-nucleotide messenger RNA. RefSeq names its product alpha-1,6-mannosyl-glycoprotein 2-beta-N-acetylglucosaminyltransferase (gene Mgat2). The record is from RefSeq and is a predicted model, not a curated record. The coding region runs from base 985 to 2646 and encodes 553 amino acids. Gene Ontology annotation, biological process: protein N-linked glycosylation; oligosaccharide biosynthetic process. Gene Ontology annotation, molecular function: alpha-1,6-mannosylglycoprotein 2-beta-N-acetylglucosaminyltransferase activity. Gene Ontology annotation, cellular component: Golgi stack; Golgi membrane. Lineage: Eukaryota; Metazoa; Arthropoda; Insecta; Hymenoptera; Agaonidae. The transcript has 13 exons.